AAUAUAUCGAAAUUAAAUUAAUAGGUACAGCACUAUAAUUACUUAUUUCACAUUUGUUACUUGUCAGCUGAGUAGUUCAGACAUCUGAUUUCAGAGUUCAGUCUAGAAAACUUUUGUAAUUGAAACGUAAGACUGAUUUAAGUGCUGAAUUGAACUUUAACAUUGGCGCAAUUUUCUUUAUAAAUAAAUUUAUUUCGAAAAGUGUAUGCGUUGGUCCCAAAUAUUAUACACCGUAUCGAGAUAUAAAAACAUGACCUCGACAUUGUUACCAUUUUUCUUAGAAGGUGAAGUAGUUAAAGGUUUUGGCCGCGGAUCGAAAGACCUAGGAUGUCCAACAGCCAAUUAUGCACUGGAAGUGGUACAAUCACUACCGAAAGAUUUUGUUCCCGGAGUAUAUUAUGGAUGGGCACAAGUAGACGAUGGGCCUGUUUACGAAAUGGUCGCCAAUGUUGGUUGGUGUCCAUUUUAUCAGAACAAACAAAUGUCGGUUGAAACACACAUUAUGAAUGAAUUCAACAGUGACUUCUACGGGUCUAACUUGAAGAUAUCUCUUGUUGGAUAUUUGAGAGGAGAAAUGAAUUUUGACUCGUUGGAUGCUCUGAUAGCACAGAUCAAGCAAGACAUACAGAAUGCCAAAGAUAAUCUAAACCAAACAAGCGCACAAAAACUUAAAGAGCAUAACUUUUUUUCACAUAAACAAGUAUGAUGUGUCAUAAAAAAUAGCUACAAUACUAUUUGUAUAGGAUCAUUGUUAUUAUUUUUAUUAUAUAUUUUAUAUAAAGUUGUUAUAUUGAUGUGUAAUAUUAAAAUUUGAUUUUAAUUAAUUAUAAUGAACUUCAACAAUGUAUAAUUAGAAUUACUGUUAAUGGUAUAAGUGCAUACUUAGAGUAUUUCCACAUUUUGUGCAAUAUAUAAUAUUUUAUCUUGAAUUCCUGACGUGUGAUAGUAAGAAGAGGUAUACAUAAUAAUAUAUAAACUAAGUAUAAAAUAAAUGACUUACAAGAAUU
This is a messenger RNA of Manduca sexta (tobacco hornworm), 1007 nucleotides long. RefSeq names its product putative riboflavin kinase (gene Rfk). Gene Ontology annotation, molecular function: riboflavin kinase activity. The transcript has 4 exons. The coding region runs from base 206 to 706 and encodes 166 amino acids. Lineage: Eukaryota; Metazoa; Arthropoda; Insecta; Lepidoptera; Sphingidae. The record is from RefSeq and is a predicted model, not a curated record. Gene Ontology annotation, cellular component: mitochondrion. Gene Ontology annotation, biological process: FMN biosynthetic process; riboflavin biosynthetic process.